Molecule: messenger RNA, 1401 nt
Organism: Lodderomyces theae
Lineage: Eukaryota; Fungi; Ascomycota; Pichiomycetes; Serinales; Debaryomycetaceae
Exons: 1
Coding region: 1-1401 (466 amino acids)
Cellular component (GO): membrane
Source: RefSeq, a predicted model, not a curated record
AUGACCGAAAAUGCAAUACAACCCAAUUUCAAUAAUACUAUCUUGAACAACCAACCUUUGGUUCAAGAUCCUUUAGUAAUACAAACAGAGGAUGACAAUACCGAUACUGCGACUCCACUAGCUGUUCCAGUGACUGGGGAUACGCAAGGAAGAAAUACAAGCUCGAUAGACUCAUUUCAGAUCGAUGACCAAGACUAUGAUUCAGCAGAAUGGAGUUCCAAUCAACAGAGCCACAUUCAAAAAGUGAAGCACAAAGCUAUCAAUUUUUACAACCGUGUAAUUUUACCAAACGUAGGGAUUUCGCUAUUGCUCCUAUCACAAUUUCUAAACAGCAUAAUGGUUACGACCUGUAAACUAUUGGUUACGGAUAAGAAUUUCAACAAACCAAUACAUCCGGUGCAAAUCUUGUUUGUCAGAAUGUUUAUCACUUACGUUUGCUGCUUGGUUUAUAUGUAUGUGACAAGGGCGGUUGAGGAAGCACCAUUCGGACCAAAAAAGAUCAGGAUAUUGUUGGUAAUGAGAGGAGUUGUUGGAUUUUUUGGAGUCUUUGGAAUGUACUUUUCGUUGCAGUAUUUAAGUCUAUCAGACGCCGUUGCAAUUACUUUCCUUGUUCCCAUGGUUACUGCUUUCUUGGCAUUUGUAAUUUUGAAGGAGAGGUAUUCAGUAUUGGAAAGUGUUUGUUCUUUAUUAUCACUCGCCGGUGUCAUUUUGAUUGCAAAACCCUCAUUUAUAUUUGGCGCAGAGUCUGAGAAAGAAACUACCGACGAGUCAGUUGAAAGUUCUUCUUCUGGAAAGAGAAUUUUGGCAACGGCAGUGGGGUUGAUAGGUGUGUGUGGUGCUUCAAGUGUUUACAUCGUGUUGAGAAAAAUUGGAAUGAGUGCCCAUCCUUUACUUUCCGUCAGUUAUUUUUCAUUGACUUGCUGUAUUGUGACAUUCAUUGCUACCCUUGUUGUGCCGUCGUUGUCGUUUGUCUUGCCUCAAAACGGCUACCAAUGGUUUUUGUUUGCAGUAAUAGGAUUUUCUGGAUUCUUUAUGCAAUUUUGUCUUACUGCUGGUGUACAGAGAGUGAAAGCCUCUAGAGCGUCAUUAAUGGCUUACUCAGGUAUGGUGUUUGCCAUCAUUUGGGACUUAACCAUUUGGCAUCACCUACCAGGUAUCUUGUCAUUUUGUGGUAUUGGCCUUAUAAUUGGAAACGCAGCCAUUAUAUUAAGGUUUAAGCCUGAGAGUACAGAGACUGAGGCAGCACCUCCUGGCCAAAAUGACCUUGAGAGAAACGGUAAGUAUAACGAAUUGAAUCGUGAUUCAAUUGUCAUGCAAGAUUUUGUCAUCACCGAUGAUGAGGACGAUGAUGAAUCAGGUAGUGACUCAAGUAGUCGUGGAAAGGCGCCGCAAGGACAUUGA